This is a messenger RNA of Pogoniulus pusillus (Red-fronted tinkerbird), 2717 nucleotides long. It is a transcript of the gene DBH, whose product is annotated as dopamine beta-hydroxylase. The record is from RefSeq and is a predicted model, not a curated record. Gene Ontology annotation, cellular component: secretory granule membrane. Gene Ontology annotation, biological process: dopamine catabolic process; norepinephrine biosynthetic process; octopamine biosynthetic process. The coding region runs from base 1 to 1956 and encodes 651 amino acids. NCBI's taxonomy places the organism in Eukaryota, Metazoa, Chordata, Aves, Piciformes, Lybiidae. The transcript is spliced from 12 exons. Gene Ontology annotation, molecular function: copper ion binding; dopamine beta-monooxygenase activity.
AUGCAAUUAAAGGGUCUCACUUACCCAGCUUGCCCAGGAGGGCCAGUACAUAAAUGGGCACAGCCCAGGAGGGUGGCUGCUGUCCUGGGCAGCAUGCAGAGCUCCAGCAAGUCCUGCCCUUGCUCCUGCCCCAGCUUCAAGCUGCGGGAAGUGGCCUCCAUGUACUUCACCCUGGUCGCCGUCUUCUUGGUCAUCUUGGUGGUGGCUCUGCAGGGCUCGGCUCCUCGUGGGAAUGACUUUCCCUACAAGGUGCCCCUCGAUCCUGAAGGGCUGCUGGAGCUCUCCUGGAAUGUCAGCUAUCCCGAGAGGACUGUGCACUUCCAGCUGCUGGUCAGGGAGCUGCGGGCAGGGAUCCUCUUCGGGAUGUCGGACAGGGGCGAGUUCGAGAACGCAGACCUGGCUGUGCUCUGGAGCGAUGGGCACAGCUCCUACUUUGGGGAUGCCUGGAGUGAUGCCCAGGGGCAGCUGCACAUGGACUCACAGCAGGACUACCAGCUCCUGGGGGCUCGGAAGGCUCCUGAGGGGCUCUACCUCCUCUUCAGAAGAGCCUUCAGCACCUGUGACCCCAAGGACUACCUUAUAGAGGAUGGCACCGUGCACCUCAUCUAUGGCAUCCUGGAGAAGCCAGUCCACUCCCUGCAGGCCAUCAACAUCUCUGCCCUCCACAGGGGACUGCAGAGGGUGCAGCUGCUCAAGCCCAACAUCAGCAUCCCUCAACUGCCCAGCAAUGUGGAGACCAUGGAGAUAACAGCUCCUGACGUUGUUAUUCCCAGCCAGGAGACCACUUACUGGUGCUACAUGGCAGAGCUCCCAGAUGGCUUCCUCAAGCAUCACAUCAUCAAGUACGAGGCAGUGAUCACAGCUGGCAACGAGGCCCUGGUGCACCACAUGGAGGUCUUCCAGUGUGCUGCUGAGGUCGACAGCUUCCCCCACUACAGCGGCCCCUGCGACUCCAAGAUGAAGCCAGAGAGACUCAACUACUGCAGGCAUGUGCUGGCAGCAUGGGCCAUGGGAGCACAGGCUUUCUACUACCCUGAAGAAGCAGGUCUGGCCUUUGGGGGCCCAGGCUCCUCCAGGUAUCUGCGCCUCGAGGUUCACUACCACAAUCCCUUGGUGCUCCAAGGCCGCCGAGACUCCUCAGGCAUCCGUCUCUACUACACAGCUUCCCUGCGCCCCUAUGAUGCUGGCAUCAUGGAGCUGGGCUUGGUCUACACCCCAGUGAUGGCCAUUCCCCCAGGAGAGGACAGCUUCCUCCUCACAGGCUACUGCACUGACAAAUGCACCCAGCUGGCUCUCCCUGCCGCUGGCAUCCGAAUCUUCGCCUCCCAGCUCCACACUCACCUGGCAGGAAGGAAGGUGGUGACAGUGCUGUCCCGGGCCGGCAGAGAGCAGCAGGUGGUGAAUGCUGAUGGGCACUACAGCCCUCACUUCCAGGAGAUCCGCAUGCUCAAGGAGGUGGUCGCAGUGUUCCCAGGGGACGAACUCAUCACAACCUGCACCUACAACACGGAGGACCGGAGCAGAGCCACCGUGGGUGGGUUUGGCAUCAUGGAGGAGAUGUGUGUCAACUACGUGCACUACUACCCCCAGACACAGCUGGAGCUCUGCAAGAGUGCCAUGGACCCAGGCUACCUGCACAGAUACUUCAACCUCGUCAACAGGUUUAACGACGAGGAGGUCUGCAUGUGCCCACAGGUCUCCAUCCCACAGCAGUUUACCUCUGUCCCUUGGAAUGCCUUCAACAGAGACGUCCUGAAGUCCCUCUACCGCUUCGCUCCCAUCUCCAUGCACUGCAACAAGUCCUCAGCCGUCCGGUUCCCGGGUGAGUGGGAGAAGCAGCCACUUCCCACCGUCACCGAGAGGCUGCCGGAGCCAGUCCCUCCCUGCCCACCCACCCCCAGACCUCAGCCAGCUGCUCCCAUCCCCCUCGACCUGGGCAAGCUCAGGAGGGACUGAAAUCCAUCGCAAGAAGAUGACCUUCCACCAGAAGCAGCAGCAACAGCAGCACCUCCAGGCAGAGCACCCCUGGGGAACUUUGGCUCUUUGCUCUCCCUGGCAUCCCUGCCCACACAACAAUAUGCCAGCCUGUGCCCGGUGCCCUGGCCCCUGUCUCUGGAAGGGUUCAGGGUUCAGGAGCUAGAGUUCAGCAAGUGCUCUGGAGCUGGCAAGUGCUAUAUUUAGUGUGUUAUUAGCAAUCCUGGCUCUGAGUAAUGCUGCUUCCCACCCCCAGAACCACAACGCGGAGGGUUUGCUAUUGUGUGGAACCCAGCAUGGCCCCGGGGAGGGGUAAGGGUGGGGGGAAGCAGCCUGGCUGCCAGCAGGAAAACUGAGGCACGAAGCAAAGAUCUGCGUGGGAGCAGCAUUCAACCCUUCCCCGGUGUCCUGUGGCCCCAUCCAGGUGCUCUCCCACACUGGUAGCCGGGCAGGGAUGAAGGGAUGGAGGGAGGGAUGCUGUGACGCCCACCCAGCGCUCGCCUUCCCGCCGCAGGGACUCAGCUCCCCACUGUGCUGCUCCUCCUCCCACUCCUCCAGCCUGAGGAUUAGUCGCCUGGAGGCCACCAAACGCCACCAGCCAGGAACAGAUGACACCUCUGGGAUGGGGGUUUGGAAAGGGAACAGGAUGGUGGGGAGGGAAAGACAAAGCUCUUGGCAGGAAAUGGCUCCCUUAAAUACCUAAAUGUUGUAUCAGUGAAGAAAUAAAACAAAACAAAAAGCUC